UGACACCCCACUAAAAUACAACAGAUGAUGUUUAUUUACAUCGCGUGAAUUAAUAACAAUCAGAUUUUUCAAACAAAUAAAUUGCUGAAACACACUUACUACUAGGCCUAACUACCUAGAGAAGAGGCCUGGCCCACUUUCUCUAUCAUCUAGUCUGCUAUAGAUAAAGUGGCAGGUAUGUCUGCAAAUAUUUAGCGGAAAUCUUGGUCUUGGAGGCUGAGUGUACAUUGAGCCAUUUUAUUAUUUGAAUGACGGAGGAACACAGACAUGGAACAGGAAACAAUACCAAAAGUUGUGCAAGAUCUACAAAGUUGUGCUAAAGAAUUAAAGAAGGAAUUUGAUGAAUAUAAGUAUCCAGUCACUGAUGAUUCUGUGACAUUACACAAGUUCUGUUCACGUCUGGAAUAUCUUAUGCAAGGCGAAUUCAAAAUUCGCUAUUCUUUGAUCGGGCCGAAGAAAGAAUAUUGGGAUUAUUUUGUUAACUGCCUUAACAGGACCAAAGGGUUUAACGAUGGCAUCAAGUUUGUCAAAGGGAUGUCAGAGGUUCGGACAUCACUUGGUAGAGGGCGUGCUUUUAUUCGCUACAGUUUGGUUCACCAACGGUUAGCGGACACUCUUCAACAAUGUUUUACCAAUAGGAAAGUUACCAGUGAUUGGUACUCCCCAAAAUCAUUUCUCUCGAAGCCGCAGCUCACCUCAAUAUUGAUCAAUGAUCUUUAUGAUUUGAAUGGUGUUCAGUUUGAUUUGAGCCCAACUGGCAACGACCUUGAUGCAGUCUGGCCGACUUUUGCAAGGAAAAACUUUAGUCAUGGUUUGCAUUUGUGGCAACCACCAAGUAGAACCACCAGUAUGAACAGUCUCAGCUCACAGGCUACAAAUGAAAUUUUGAGCACAAGUGUUCCAGAAGAAGAGAUCAAAGAUGAACAUUAUUCCCAAAUCUAUAAAGAUUUUCAAGAGUGUGAGGAGCUUAACAGGCAACUCCGACGACAAAUUACUUCCAUGGAAACUGAGAAUGAAGAUUUACAUAAACUUGCUUUGGAAACAGAGGAGAGGUUAAGCAGGUUUCAGGAGGAAGCAGAACGCUUCAAACAAGAUACAUUGUACAAGCUAGAGAAGUCUGAGAUAGAAUGUCAGAAGAAAAAUGAACAAAUUGCUAAAAUGGAUGAUGAGUUUCAGGCAAAGUUGAAAGAUUCUGAACAGAUGAAAACAGAUUUGUGUGACAGGAUUGAGUGUUUAAAUAAGCAGCAUGAAAGUCGUGAAAAAUUCCUGUCUAAAACUGAGCUUGAAUUGCAAUCAAGAAUCGCUGAGCAGGAGACCAUUGUAGGAAGUCUUAGGUUGCAGGUGACUAGUUUUACAAAUGAACAGGAAAGUUCAAAUCUUGUGAUAUUGAAAAAAGAUGAGCUUAUUCAAGAUCUUGAAUCAAAACUUGCAAAUUUUGAGUCAAAAAACAUGGAAUUGUUAUUAAAAAUGGAAGGUAUGGUUGACGAAAAGAAUGUUAAAGCUUCUAGUCAUUAUGAUUCAGCUUCUAAAGUACAUGAACUUCUAUCAAGAUUGAAUGAUGUGGAAACAGAAAACUUAAAUUUGAAAGGUAUAAAAGAAGAACUAAUUCGAAAAAUUGAGCUACUUGAGGGAAGUCUAAAAGAUAAUCAAGAGCAGUCAUCUGGAAAAAUAUCCGAAUUAAAUGCAAAAGUAAAUGAAUUAGAAGAAAGUUACAAAAAACAAUUAGAAGAAUCUCACAAGUAUCAAGCUGAAAAAAAUACAGAACUAUCUAAAGUUGAAGAACUGAAUCAAACUUUAAUGAAAAUGGAAUUGCGUAAAAGGGAAUUGGAAAGCGAACUUAAAGAUACAAAGAAUUCACUGAGUAAUAAUGAGCAUAAUAUAAGUUUGUUGUCUAAAGAUUUUGAGAGUCUAAAGCAGGAAAAACAAAAACUGGUAGAUGAAAAAUUUGAGCUAGAAUCUUCAAAGGGAGAUUUAGCUGGCAAGGUCAUCCAAACAGAGAUCCAAGUUCAGGAGUUAAAAGAGCAACUUUUAAAUCUAAAAACAAUCUUCAGUCAGAUAGAUUGCUCAAACACUGAAGAAGAAAUGUUGCAGAAGUCUGAAGACGAUAACAGGGAUGCAACAGAUAAUGGAAGAGAAUCAUCAGGCAUUCAGGAGCGAUUACAUAGUAUUGUGAUGGAGAAGAAGACACUAAAAGAGAAUCUGCAGGCCAGUAAUGAUGCCAUUUUAGUUGAAAAAUCCCAACGUUCACACUUUGAAAAACUUGUACAGGACAGAAAUUUUGAGGUUGAAAAUUUAUUAGAUGAAAAUAAGGAACUUAAAAAGAAUAUUAAUGCUCUUGAAUUUGAGAUUUCAAAGUCAAUUGACACCAUUAAAGAACAAAAGAAGAAAAAUUGUCUUCAAGAAGAAGAGUUGACCAAGUUGCAAACAGAAAACAUCAUUCUCAAGAAUGACUGUGAAAACUUGUUCAAAAAAGAAGCAGCUCUCUCCUGCCAUCUUCAAGAAAAGGAUAAAGAAGUUCUUGAGCAGAAGGAAGCUGAGCAAAAGACUGAGGUGGAGUUGCAAGCUCUUGCAGAAAUGUUGAGUACAAUUGAAGCUGAAAAACAAGAGUUGGUUCAGAAAUCACUAAAUGGAGAACAAUCAAUUGCUGCCUUAAGAGAGAAGGUCCAAAGCCUAAUGCAGGAGAAAGAAGAAUUGGAAAGGAGCUUGGAUGCAAUGGAGAAAUCGCUGGAGAAGGAAUCAGCUACUACCAGAGAGAUACAAACAACCUUAGAGGAGGUUAUUCAAGUUCAAGAAGACAGAGUUGGAGAACAAGGCAAGUUCGAAAUCUGCAAGGAAACCUUACAGAAGGAGCAUGAAGAUAAAUUGGCUUUCCUCCGAGAACAGUUUGACAUGUUACAGGCUCAGUUUAUUUCACUCAGUGAGGAAAAAGAAAAGAUGGAUGUGGAAACAGUUGCCUUAUUAAAUGAAAAAGCAACGUUGGAGAGAGAUUUAAUCGAAUUGAAAGAAAAAUCUGAGAGAGAAAGUAAACAAUUAUUUGAGAAAUCUGAGAUGUUAAUCAAGGAGCGAACUGAGAUUAAAGAUAAAAAUGAUGCUUUAAAUAUCAAGGUUUCAGAUCUUACAGAACUAUUAGAAUCAGCAAAAACCGAGAACGAAGAAGCUCUUAAGAAGUGGAGUGACUCUGCUACCAAUGACAACAAAACUCUCGAAGAGAACACAGUUGAAAUCAAAGGAUUACAUGACAGUCUUGAAUUCUUUAGUCAAGAGAAUAUAGAGGUGAAAGCAUCCUUAGAUGAUGUCAGGAAGCAACUUGAGGAGAAAACAGCUGAGUGUGCCAGUUUGGUAAUGGAACUGGAUAGUACCAAGGAGCAGCUGAGUGCAAUGAGAUUCCAAGCCAGCACAGAUGUAAUGAAAUAUGAAGAUUCCUUGAAGGAAUGCAAAGAACAAGAAGAGCUGAUAACAAGGUUGAAAGAGAAGGCACAGGAGCAGGAAAUACACGUCGUUGAUCUGGAGACUAAUUUGGAAACUGUUAGGAGACAGCUGGAAGAAGGAAGACUUAAACAGGCAGAAGAGUUGAGUAAAUUACUGGAAGAAGAAAAAUCUAGUAAGGAUAAGAUGCGUCAUGAUCUUGAAGUGCUCCGUGAUGAUAAAACCGACCGGGAAGUAAAGUUGGAAGCACAGAUUACUCAGAUCGCCAAUGAUAAUAAAGAAUUGAAGAAGAGGCUGGUCAAGUUACUCAGAGAGAAAGAUACAUUGUGGCAGAGGACGGAGAAGUUGGACUACUUGUUCAAGCAGAAAGCCUCUGAGAGGUGGUUGGAAGACAAGGAUGUUAAGAAUUGUAUGCAGUGCGAUACAGAGUUUGGUCUGACAGUGCGACGUCAUCAUUGCAGACUUUGUGGGCGCAUUUUUUGCAGCAAGUGUUCUAAUAAUUUUGUGAUGUCAUCCUCAAGCAACAAAAAGGUUCGUGUUUGUGAACCCUGUUACAUAAAACAUGAACAUAGCCAGGUGAAUGAUGGGCCAUCAUCAAAUAGCACAUCUUUAUUGGUCCAAAGUGAUGAUGAAGAAGAAGAAACAUUCAACCCACAUGACAAACAUGGUGGAUUAGAGACUAGUAUGAGAUAUGAAGACAGCAGGACCAGCCUUGACUACUCAAGCUUGCCCCUGCACCAAGAGCAGUCGCCAACAGAGAGCGAAAUUAGAGGAAGUUCAAUGACAGGUGAUCAAGAUAUGUUCAAUUAUGCCACAAUGCCUAAGUCACCAGACACCCCUACAAAGGCCUCAGGAGACGAAUUCUCAAUUAUUAGUGAAGAUGAGAUCAGUGUGAUCAGAGUUGUUGAUGAAGAACCAAAAGAGCGCUCAAGAACAGUUACUGAAGAAAGUUUGAUUAUUUGGGACAACAGAACAAUAGAACAAAUUCAGGAGAACUCUGAUGAGUUUAAUGAACUUGACAUCGAUGCUGGUGUUGGUCAUGGAAUCCCCAUUAUGGUGGAAGAACCAGGAGUAAGCAUCUGGUGGGAGUUCACAUCAAGUCCAAAGAGUAUUGGUUUUGCUGUUUUAUAUCGUGGUACGGCAGAAGACUGUGAGGUCACAGAACUGAUACCAUUGUGUCGCUGUAAUGCACAUCGAGAAGCCAUUCAAGGCGAGUUGACGACCAAGCAGGCUGGCUUGUACACUUUGGUCUUUGACAACUCUUUUUCAAGAUUUACAGCCAAGUUAGUCAAGUAUCGCUUACAAGCCAAAACAACGCAAGCAACAUAUUAGCAGUAGAUAUCGUCAGGAUACUACAGUAUCAAAGAAGUCCCUGGGAAUCAUCUAUGAAUAGAAUGCUAGUAAAUUGCUGUUGUGCCAUAUCAUAACAGAUUUAGGCCAGAUUGCCAAAACCCAGUUUGACAAAAUGCCAGAUUCCCGAGUCCACUUUUAGAAUGCCAGUUUGCCUGAAUGUCUGUUUGCUGAAUCAAAAACCACAGAUCCCAAUUGGUUUAAACUCAGUUUGCCGAAAGCAACAUAUUAGCAGCAGAUAUCGUCGGGAUACUACAGUAUCAAAGAAGUCCCUGAGAAUCAUUUAUGAAUAGAAUGCUAGUAAAUUGCUGUUGUGCCAUAUCGUAACGGAUUUAGUCCAGAUUGCCAACCCCCAGUUUGACAAAAUGCCAGAUUCUCGAGUCCACUUUUCGAAUGCCAGUUUGCCUGAUGCCUGUUUCCUGAAUCAAAACCACGGAUCCCAAUUGGUUUAAACUCAGUUUGCCGAAAGUCAAUAAAAAGCAGUGAAAAAUUUACAACGGCAUAACAUUCAUGAUGGAUCACUCUCUUACCAUGACUGCAUCUGAACAAUUGAGAAUUUGUUUAGAAGUCAUUCAAACGCAAUGCGAUCACUUUGUAUUCAUAUAGCGUUCUGUAAAUCAAAGUUGAUAACAAUUCGGCUAUCAGCAAAAAUAAUUGAAAAAACAGGUCUAUCAGAUAAAAUGUCUUAUAAAAGCAUAUUAAUAAAGUAUAUAUAACGUUUUAGUAAGAUGAUAAUAUGUAUCUAAAAUAUACACACGUGAUGAUAAUAUGUAUCUAAAAUAUACACACGUGUCAAUGGUGGCUCCAGAAAUUUGUCAACAAGGUGUCCUACAGAGGGCCUGAAGCAAGAGGCCCACUAGAGCCUCGGUCAGGUUACCGGCUUAAAAAUCCCAGGUAGAGCUUGCGGAGAGAGUUUAAAAUAAUGUUAUUUUGAUAGGUAAAUUAUUAAUUUUGGUCUGACGAUCUCGUUGUGGCCUCGGACCAGUUCAUUGCCUUUUAAUUUAUAUAUAAGUACGGCUCCUGCCUGACCCACCCAUCAUGUUUUCAAAAGCACAGUAAGAAUACUUGUGAAAGACGGUGACGUCAUACUGUUCGGUGAAAUGGAUUCGGCAAACUGAGUUUCGGUAAAAUGACCAUGGACUUGGCAAACUGAGUUUCAGCAAACUUGGUUUCGAUAAUUUGGUCGGAUACCAUCGCAACGGUCAGGAUUAUCUCUUCAAUUAAUUUUUUUGUUAUCCAGGUUCAGACUGUGACUCUCCCCCCACCCACCCAAUGACAAUGCCAAAAACAAUCAUGCUCAAAUAGUUAAAAUCUCCGACCUAGUGCCCCUGACUUAAUCACCAACCUCCCACUCCCCCCCCCCCAUCAUCAGCUCCCCCAUUUUCUCUUAUAGUUUCCAUGAGUCCAGUAUCUAUACAAGGGGCUCUGGGGAAUGUGGGAGGGCUCACAACUACAGAGUAAUUUUGUUCAGUGUUGUUUAUCUCAACUAUCAUUUUUUCCCAUCUCAAAAUGGUGCCAUACCCCAAAGGCACAUCAGUUUGUUGCCUAUUGAAAGAUAGGCCAAUCCACCAUUGUUAUCUCUUGAUUUAUUAAACACAGGUCACCCUCCAAUUAAAGACCACUUUUUGGAUCGGGGUUUCUAUGGUCCUUAGCAGCUUUAGGCCUAGUUCAAACUAGGUGGAUAAACCCAGCUCAACUCACCAGGUUUUUUCACGUGCCAGUCUGAACUAGGGGGCUUAUCUCCAGCCGGGUUGUGUUCCUAUAGUAACUAGGCUUGGCGUGCCACCGGGUUUAGCUUUUCUAAGCCGGGCUUUAAGCGCUGCGUUCUGUGAGUGAGCAUACGUUUCAAGCGCAAUGUUUUGAAGCUCGUUUCUUGGUUACGGUUCAUUAAUGCAAAUGCUCGCGCAUGGCUAAUCCCGCUAGUCUGAACGCCCAGCAAAGUUAAGCCGGGCUUAACCUUGAGCCGGGCUUAACCUAAGCCUGGCUUAUAUCCAAGUCUGAACGUAUAAGUCUCCAAUUAGAAUAAUAAAGAUGAAAGACUUUUGGGACCGGUGAGUAUGAGGGAGACCUAUUACUAAUUAACAAGAGGAGAGUGAUAAACCGCUUUCUUAUCAAUUUUUUAUUUCAGUAUUCGAUUAAUUUUGUCAUAAACUUGUCCAUUAUUUUUUAGCUUAAUGUCAUAUUUUACUGGAUGCUCAAAAACAAGCUUUAAGGCUAUCCAAGCAAUCUUGAUUAGUUAUUUAAUUAUAGUUAUGUUUUGAUUUAAAUUUUUCAGCAUUGGACAAGAGUAUUGUGAUAAACCUCUUUCUUAUCAGUUACAGAUUAUAUUUCAAUAUUUUAUUAAUCUUGUCAUUAGCCUUGCCAUUAUAUUUAGGUUAAUGUUUAGUAGAAGCUCAAAAACAGCUUUUAGGCCAUUCCAACAAUUGGGAUUAACUAUUUAAUUAUAAUUAAAUCUAUCUUUGCAUAUUAGACAAACCUCUACAUUAUAAAUUAGGAAUUAUUUCAAUACAGUCUGUAAUUAAUGUUGUCAUUGUGUCUUCCAUUUUUUUUUAGGUCAAUGUUAUAUUGUACCAGAAAUUUAAAUUGCAUUAAACACUUUGCAAAGUAUUCAAUAGGUAUUAAUUAUUAUUAUUAUUAUUUGAAUUAUAAUAAUUUAGAAAAAAACUUGUAUGAAGUUUCAUAAACAAUUUGAUAAACCUCUUCCUUCAGUUGGUGAUUUUACUUCAGUGACUUGAUUCAUCUUUUAUUAAACUUAAAAUAGAUAUUUACGGAUAUCCAGGUAUUCAGAAGUUAUUAAUAAAAUUUGAAAAAAAAUCUAAAAUUUGAAUACUGUAUUAGCUUUUCAAAAAUGAAUAUCAUAAAUAUACUGUACAUAAUUAAUGAUAUGUGUAAUUAAUAUUUAUACAGGUAAAGAAUGAGAUAUAAUAUUCAUAUUUCGCAUAUUGUCUUGCCUAGUUUACACAUUGGACAAUGAUUAUUGGCAUGUAGCAGGUAGCUCCUUUUUAUCAUGCUUCACUACAAUAAAAUAUCAAGGUAUAGCAACAUGAUUGCUCUCUGGAAUGCAUACCAGAAACUUUCAUACCACGAGAAGGCGUCAUUCAGCUGAAAUAAUAAUACACAGAGAUAUAAUAUCCAAAGUGCUUUUGUAUGUUUUUUUAUUGUGUAUUUACCGACUAAGAUAUGGCUACCUAUCGACUCUUAUUUUCAUUUAUUUUCUUAAAAAUUGUCUUUAAACGUUCCGCAAACUUUUUUAGCCCACGACGCCAAUUAUAUGCCAAGCCCUUAGACGCGAUUCGACCCAUCGAACCUGGUACAGAGCUCCUUUUUUCAUGCUUCACCACAAUAAUAUUAUAGUAACAUGAUUGCUCUCGGGAAUGCAUACCAAAACGUUCAUACCACGAGAGGGCGUCAUUCAGUCUCUGAAGUACUGAAAGUGGAAUAUUAAAGGUAAAAUAA
Anneissia japonica is the source of this 8232-nucleotide messenger RNA. RefSeq names its product FYVE and coiled-coil domain-containing protein 1-like. The record is from RefSeq and is a predicted model, not a curated record. Gene Ontology annotation, molecular function: metal ion binding. The transcript has 17 exons. Gene Ontology annotation, biological process: positive regulation of autophagosome maturation; plus-end-directed vesicle transport along microtubule. Gene Ontology annotation, cellular component: late endosome; autophagosome; lysosome. Lineage: Eukaryota; Metazoa; Echinodermata; Crinoidea; Comatulida; Comatulidae. The coding region runs from base 268 to 4758 and encodes 1496 amino acids.